This is a messenger RNA of Colias croceus (clouded yellow), 2163 nucleotides long. It is a transcript of the gene dbo, whose product is annotated as kelch-like protein diablo. NCBI's taxonomy places the organism in Eukaryota, Metazoa, Arthropoda, Insecta, Lepidoptera, Pieridae. The record is from RefSeq and is a predicted model, not a curated record. The transcript is spliced from 14 exons. Bases 263 to 2047 code for a protein of 594 amino acids. Gene Ontology annotation, molecular function: protein binding.
CAUACUUUUUAAAAACUAGUGAAUUAUUGUAAAAUGUCCAAGCCUGUGUAACAGUAAACAUAAAAUUUUUUGUGAUUAAGAAAUCGAUGUAUCGUUAACUGAUUUGUAUCUCAACCUCAGGGCGCAUACUGAAAGGUUCGCGCUCCCUCGAGGAAUAUUUUGGUUGAGCAGGGUAAAGAAAACCUCAAAGAUUGACUCCGUGUGGGGCUGGGCUUCGCCCCCGCUGCGCUUGCAGCUGGGAAACGCGCGCGGUCACAAAAGGAUGGGCGAAGGGGGUUCGCCGGGCGGGGUCGGCGGGGUAGGGGGCAGCGGCGCGCGGCUCUCGCACACAUCAGAGAAACACCCGAGAGCCAUCCUGGGUGAGCUGUCCGCGCUGCGGAGGCAUCGAGAGCUCUGUGAUGUGGUACUCAAUGUGGCUAAUAGGAAAUUGUUUGCACACAGGGUGAUCCUGUCAGCAUGCAGCCCGUACUUCCGCGCGAUGUUCACGGGCGAGCUGGCGGAGUCGCGCGCCACAGAGGUCACCAUCCGCGACGUGGACGAGCACGCCAUGGAGCAGCUCAUCGAGUUCUGCUACACCGCGCAUAUUGUGGUCGAAGAGAGCAAUGUCCAGGCCCUCCUGCCCGCGGCGUGCCUGCUGCAGCUGCAGGAGAUCCAGGACGUGUGCUGCGAGUUCCUCAAGCGGCAGCUGGACUGCUCCAACUGCCUCGGCAUCAGAGCCUUCGCCGACACGCACUCGUGUCGGGAGCUGCUCAGGAUCGCUGACAAGUUCACACAGCAAAACUUUCCAGAGGUGAUGGAGAGCGAGGAGUUCCUGCUGCUGCCGGCGGCACAGCUGAUCGACAUCGUGUCGUCGGACGAGCUCAACGUGCGCUCGGAGGAGCAGACCUUCCAGGCGGUCAUGUCCUGGGUCAAGUACAACGUGGCCGAGCGACGGCAGCACCUGGCGCAGGUGCUGCAGCACGUGCGGCUGCCGCUGCUGAGCCCCAAGUUCCUGGUGGGCACGGUGUCGGCCGAGCUGCUGAUCCGCGCGGACGACGCGUGCCGCGACCUGCUGGACGAGGCCAAGAACUACCUGCUGCUGCCGCAGGAGCGCCCGCUCAUGCAGGGGCCCCGCACACGGCCCAGGAAGCCCACACGGAGAGGCGAGGUGCUGUUCGCGGUGGGCGGCUGGUGCUCGGGCGACGCCAUCGCGUCGGUGGAGCGCUUCGAGCCGGCGUCGGGCGACUGGAAGAUGGUCGCGCCCAUGUCCAAGCGGCGCUGCGGCGUGGGCGUGGCCGUGCUGCACGACCUGCUGUACGCCGUGGGCGGCCACGACGGCCAGAGCUACCUCAACAGCAUCGAGCGCUACGACCCGCAGACCAACCAGUGGUGCGGUGCGGUAGCGCCCACAUCGUCGUGCCGCACGUCGGUGGGCGUGGCCGUGCUGGACGGCGCGCUGUACGCGGUGGGCGGGCAGGACGGCGUGCAGUGCCUCAACCACGUGGAGCGGUACGACCCCAAGGAGAACCGCUGGACCAAGGUGGCUGCUAUGACGACGCGGCGGCUGGGCGUGGCGGUGGCCGUGCUGGGCGGAUACCUGUACGCGGUGGGCGGGUCGGAUGGACAGUCGCCGCUUAACACCGUGGAGCGCUACGACCCGCGCGCGAACAAGUGGACGAGCGUGGCGGCCAUGUCCACGCGCCGCAAGCACCUCGGCUGCGCUGUUUUUGAUGGACAGAUAUAUGCUGUGGGCGGGAGAGAUGAUUGCACUGAACUGAGCUCCGCGGAACGGUAUGAGCCGUCAACGGACACGUGGUCGCCGGUAGUGGCGAUGACGUCACGGCGCAGCGGGGUGGGGCUUGCCGUCGUCAACGGGCAGCUCUAUGCGGUGGGAGGGUUUGAUGGCACCGCUUAUCUUAAGUCUAUCGAGGUGUACGACCCGGAAUCGAACCAAUGGCGGCUGUGCGGUGCGAUGAACUACCGGCGGCUCGGCGGCGGCGUCGGCGUCAUGCGCGCGCCGCACCACGACACGCACUACAUAUGGAAUCGCAAAGACUCGGUGGUGUGACCGCAACAUCACUACUAAUACAAGGUUAAGUCGUUACUCAAUUUAUUUUAUUGUUAAAUCUAUAUUAUAAUUGACUAUUUAUAAAUUAAUGAAAAUACAAAUUUUAGAAUAUAUUA